Molecule: messenger RNA, 729 nt
Organism: Seriola dumerili (greater amberjack)
Lineage: Eukaryota; Metazoa; Chordata; Actinopteri; Carangiformes; Carangidae
Gene: apom
Product: apolipoprotein M
Exons: 7
Coding region: 47-619 (190 amino acids)
Biological process (GO): cholesterol efflux; high-density lipoprotein particle clearance; high-density lipoprotein particle assembly
Cellular component (GO): low-density lipoprotein particle; very-low-density lipoprotein particle; high-density lipoprotein particle
Molecular function (GO): phospholipid binding; lipid carrier activity
Source: RefSeq, a predicted model, not a curated record
AUUUUGUUCAGGUUCAUGAUUAAGUAUUGACCCUAAGGCUGCAGUUAUGUCGGAUGGAGCACUGUCAUAUUUUCUCUAUUUAUAUAGUUUGGUGUAUCAGGCCCUCGUUCCCUGCCCAGUUCCUGAGCAGUUGCCUGCCAACACUAUCAACCGUCAGCAGUAUCUGGGGAAAUGGUACUUUAAAGCAGCAGUCAGUCUAAGAGAGGCUGACAUCCAGAAAUUCAAAGCAAUGGACAACAUGUUAUUCAGCAUCGAGGAGAAAGCCAAUGACACACUGCUGCUGACCGGAAAUAUGCGACUGGGAGAUAAAUGUAUGAACCAGACCUGGACCUAUUAUAUAUAUCCUGAAAGGGAUGAUUUGGAGCUGGAGGGAAGGCCGCAGAGGAGGAGCCUGCUCUGGAGCGGCAAAUGGGCCAACUGCUCCAACUGCAUCAUUUUCCAGGAAGUGGAGCCACCGCUAAGCCAAACAGACUCAGUGGACUCCCUCAACAGAUUCAUGCUGUACGCUCGGCAGGGUGAUGUGGACCCUGAGGUGGUGACAACAUUUCUGAAAAAUUCUGCUUGUCAUCAAAUGUCGGCAAGUGUCAGACUACCUCAAACGAAAGAGUUUUGUGCCUAAAUCUUAACACUGAGGAUGUUGCUGUGACCUUGGACGCCCAGGACAACAGUACGUUUAUUUCUUGUUUUCCCUGUAAAGCAGUGAAAAAAAUAAAAGCAAAAAUACAAGCA